ACACGGAGCAAUGCUUUUUUUAAUGGCAGUUCUGUGCCCUCGCAUAACAUAGCAUGUAUUAUCGUGGUAUGUGUUUGUUCGAGUGGAGGGAGAAAACGUCAGCCUGCAGCCGAAACGUGGGCCAGUGUGGGCGUAGGACUGACCACGUGAUUCACGGCUUCGCAUCAUAUAGGUCAAUGGCAAACAGGAGUGGCACUUAAUUAAAGCGAAAGUGAGUGGCACAACUAAGGAGCAACAGGGCAGUGGGCAGUGAGGAUGAUCUGUACAGGUCAUGGUUUGCUUGGCGAACAUGUUUUAUGAAGUCUCCGCAGAGCAGUCAGAUGGAUCUGGGUUCCCCUUUUGCUUUAUUCUCUGUCUGCGUUCUGACGAUCUGUCUGCUCGGGACUGCGCGCUGCUCCAACGAUAAAAUCCAUUGUCCAUGUCUAGAAGUUCCCAAAAGGAAUCUAACUCUACUUGCAACAGACACGUGCUUCCAAAUUAACCAGACUUUUCGCUACAAGUGCAAAGGAGGAACUGUGAGGAAGGUGGGAACUUCCGGUUUGAUCAAAUGCACGCAAACUGACAAUGGUACUGCACAUUGGGUCCCGUCCAACAUCAGCCUCAAGUGUAUACCUGACCCAAGCAGAACCACAACACAACCACCAGAGAGCACAGCAACAAAGGCUCACACUGACAUUCCCCAUGUCUCCACCAUUGCCACCACAGUCACAGCAGCUUCGUCCAGUCCACAGAUGACCCAGAGUUUAAGCCCCUCAGCCUCAGUUCCUGCAGAGCCAGACAGGCCCGCGCCAACCUCACCUGGUCUGCAGGCCCCGUCAGGUCGCACGCAGGCAGGAAAAGAACAAGAUGUGAGGAAGACCAAAGCGACGCACCGGACAACAGUAACCUCAACCACCGCUGAGCCUUCGAACAACGGGGCACAUGAUGCUCAUGUGUUCCCCCCCGCUGCCCACACGGUGAUCGGCUGUGCUUCGGUGGUGAUCGUCUGUGCUUUGAUCGGAAUCGGCUUCUAUUGUUAUAGACGGAGGUCAAACAGCGACGAACCACCACAGAUGCCAGAAGAAUCGAUACCCAUGAAUCCGUCUGAGCACUGAGCAAGCGUCAUCGAGUUUGACCCGCCGCUGUCACAGAGAGCAGCGGCAGAGCCUUACUGGAGCUUGUGGGAUCUUCCCCAUGUAGUGAAGAACCCAUUUGAUGUUAUUUUAAGCGUCACCAGAGAGCAUAAUAGCUGGCUUCAUUAUGACAUUUGUUGUUUGCACAAUCUCCAGCUGUUGAACUCACAACAUCUCUAUGUGCAGAUCUCAACUAAAUAUUUCACCUGCGCAUAUGGAACUUGAAUUUCGAAGACUCCGACUCUGAACAUGGCUGCAACAGUCUCUUGUUACCGCCGUGGGUCCUUUCCACACAAAGACACCAGCACCUCUCAAAUAGCGUUUAGUAAUGUUCUUUAUUGUUGCUCUCGGCCGUGCGCUCUCCUGCCGUGCGCACCGCCGUACAUGCACGUCUGUCGUCCUGCCCGUCGCCCUGUCAGCUCCUGUCUCCUGCUUACUCCUCUCUUGCGCCUCCGUCCCUACUAAUGUUUAUAUAGGGGGAGAGACAAUCAAGGACCAGUUUCAGCUGCGGCUAAUCAAACCUCUUCACGGCACCGUUCCCUGAACCACUGUCCCCUCUGCAGCUGCGCCCAACCACGCCCAGCCACCACAAUGGCAUUUUUUUUUUAUACUUCUGGUGAUAUUCUGUAUGCUAAACCCAACAAUGAAUUCACAUUGCUUUGUGCAAUAGAGCUCCAUUGUUCUCUAAAAGCGAUUAAAAGCACAUCACUAGGCCGCACCUAUACCCUGGGUCACAUGUUCCUACUUCACCGUUCCUUCAGCUGUAAAUAGUCAUUAGCUGACCUAAGCUGCAUUUAAAAUAUACUAUUACUCAUAGUAAAAGUUGUGCCCAGCUGUUAUAGGGAAUUAUUUAGCCUUCUUAGGAAUAAUUCCUGUUUUUCAAGAUUUAUAUCUGAAGUUUAACCAAUUUGCUUGGUGCUAAGAAGUGCCCUAACCAGGCGGGGAACAUUGGAAGGUAUUGAGAGACUAAUUGCUGGUUUUGCUCUUUUCAUAGGAAUGAUUGACAAUUAAGAACAUAGAGUAACUCCAACCGCACCCUUUAAAAGUAUACAGCAAACUGUGGAAGUUAUUAAGCCUUGUAUAUGCGAGUUGUAUCUUUGGAAAUUAAUAAGUUGGAGUAUUAAAGAAUUAAAGUGUUUCCACUAGCAAACUGGAAA
Molecule: messenger RNA, 2269 nt
Organism: Anarrhichthys ocellatus (wolf-eel)
Lineage: Eukaryota; Metazoa; Chordata; Actinopteri; Perciformes; Anarhichadidae
Gene: il15ra
Product: interleukin 15 receptor subunit alpha
Exons: 8
Coding region: 297-1094 (265 amino acids)
Biological process (GO): interleukin-15-mediated signaling pathway
Molecular function (GO): interleukin-15 receptor activity
Source: RefSeq, a predicted model, not a curated record